Molecule: messenger RNA, 1020 nt
Organism: Balaenoptera ricei (Rice's whale)
Lineage: Eukaryota; Metazoa; Chordata; Mammalia; Artiodactyla; Balaenopteridae
Gene: ERICH2
Product: glutamate rich 2
Exons: 8
Coding region: 416-943 (175 amino acids)
Source: RefSeq, a predicted model, not a curated record
CCCUCCGCAGCUUCCCAGUCCCCGGCGCGCGCAGUCUCGUCUCCAUGGCGACGCGGCGUCUACGGCUCCUCGCUCCCAACACCGAGCCGACCAGGAGCUGGGCUAGCAGCUUUCUGUGUCAACCCUUCAAAGCUAGUCGGCGUGAGAGGGCCACAGGCGGGUAAGAAGCGCCGCAUCGACCACGGUCGCCCUCUCCCCAUCCCAGCGAGCAGCCUGACCCAGUCCUCACCUCGGGCUCCCCCAGGCCCGGCGCCUGAGCCCGCAAACUUCUCUGCCUACUCCAGGUUCAGGCUCUGGCGCUCCAACGCAGCCGAGGCGGCGCGCGAGGAGGAAUCAUCUAGACAAGACAGAAGCUGUAAAGGCACCAAAAUAAGGACAGAAUGGCCGAUUGCUAGUGUUUGAUCCAAAGGGUGAAAUGAGCAAAAAUGUAGUCAUUACAGAGCAGGAGAAAAAUAAUGAAUGUUCCCCUGAGGAUACCGAUGAUAAGUUGUCUGAAUCAACACAUGAUGAUGGUGAGGAUGAUACCAGUGAUGAAGAUAAUGAGGAAGACAGUAACCCUAAUAAGGAUACUCAUGCCCCAUUAGAGUUAAUGACAGAAAGUAAACCUAGUGUACCUGCAAAUGUUUCAGAAUAUGUGACACACAAGCAAGAACAAUUAACCGAGUCUGAAGAAUUUCUGAAUGUUUUCCAGUUCCUGAGAGCAGAAAUGGGCCAAGACUACCGUUUGGCAAAAAAAUUAUGUCAGAUGAUCCUAAUCUAUGAACCAGAAAAUCCGGAGGCCAAGGAGUUUUUCUCACUUAUUGAAGAAAUGCUGCUGAUGGAGAAAGCUCAAAAUCUGGAGGAAGAUGAUGAAGAGAGUGAAGAAGACAGUAGCGGUGAGGGUGAAGGGGAGAGCAGUGAGGACCCAAGUGAAGAAAGCUCUGAUGAAUGUGAAGAUGGGUGAUGAGAGUUGCUGCUAUCGUUUAAUCUUCAUGUGUGUUCAUUACUGUAUACUAUGGAAAUAUAAAGAAGAGAGCUGCA